Phragmites australis (common reed) is the source of this 1240-nucleotide messenger RNA. Its product is annotated as aquaporin PIP2-1-like. Bases 140 to 1003 code for a protein of 287 amino acids. Gene Ontology annotation, cellular component: plasma membrane. The transcript is spliced from 3 exons. NCBI's taxonomy places the organism in Eukaryota, Viridiplantae, Streptophyta, Magnoliopsida, Poales, Poaceae. Gene Ontology annotation, biological process: transmembrane transport. Gene Ontology annotation, molecular function: water channel activity. The record is from RefSeq and is a predicted model, not a curated record.
CCUCUCCCUCUCACUCCCCCCACCUCAGACACUCAUCCACAAGCUCCACUUGUUGGCAAGGCUGGUCUGGUCACUCUCUUGCAGCUGCAAGAGCAAGCCAAGAAGCACACCAAGCUAAGCUAAGGUAGAGCUAGCGUCCAUGGGGAAGGACGACGUGAUCGAGAGCGGUGCCGGCGGCGAGUUCGCGGCCAAGGACUACACGGACCCGCCUCCGGCGCCGCUGGUCGACGCGGCGGAGCUGGGGUCGUGGUCGCUGUACCGCGCCGUCAUCGCCGAGUUCAUCGCCACGCUGCUGUUCCUCUACAUCACGGUGGCCACCGUCAUCGGGUACAAGCACCAGACUGACGCGACGGCCCCCGACGCGGCGUGCGGCGGCGUGGGCAUCCUCGGCAUCGCGUGGGCGUUCGGCGGCAUGAUCUUUGUUCUCGUCUACUGCACCGCCGGCAUCUCGGGCGGGCACAUCAACCCAGCGGUAACGUUCGGCCUGUUCCUGGCGCGCAAGGUCUCCCUGGUCCGCGCGGUCCUGUACAUCAUCGCGCAGUGCCUCGGCGCCAUGUGCGGCGUCGGGCUCGUCAAGGCCUUCCAGAGCGCCUACUUCGUGAGGUACGGCGGCGGCGCCAACGAGCUUGCCUCCGGCUACUCCAAGGGCACCGGGCUCGCCGCCGAGAUCAUCGGCACCUUCGUGCUCGUGUACACCGUCUUCUCCGCCACCGACCCCAAGCGCAACGCCCGCGACUCCCACGUUCCGGUCUUGGCGCCCCUUCCAAUCGGCUUCGCCGUGUUCAUGGUCCACUUGGCCACCAUCCCCAUCACCGGCACCGGCAUCAACCCGGCCAGGAGCCUGGGUGCAGCCGUCAUCUACAACAAGCACAAGGCCUGGCAUGACCAGUGGAUCUUCUGGGUCGGUCCCCUCGUCGGCGCUACGAUCGCGGCGUUCUACCACCAGUACAUCCUCCGGGCCGGCGCCAUCAAGGCCCUCGGCUCCUUCAGGAGCAACGCAUAAGCUCUGUCUCGUGUUUGCAAAAAUCAAGAGUGUUGAAGCAAUGGCGACUUUUGUCAAGGGAGAAUAAGUUCCAUUCUAUCACUCGAGUUCUGCAGCUGGUCGUUUAGGCUUCCUGUAAUCAUGUCACUGUAAUCUGUCAAGGGGAUUUCAUCUACUCUAGUGCCUGUAUUUCUAUUUAAUUAUGUUGUAGCGACGAUCAUCGAUCUGUGGAGUGAUUCAGUCCUAAGCAUUUGCUCU